UCAGUAACCCUCGAUGCUUUGGAAGAUGUAGUUCGUUGCAUCAAAUUUUUGCUUAUAAUUACGUAAAAAUACACAAUUAUUCUUUUAUUCGAUGUUUUGUCAAUAAUAAAUGUUUUAAAUCGUUAAUACAACUAAAAACAAGUAACUUGCUCAAGUAAAACACCAGAAAUGUACAUUUUUAACCGAAAAUGCGUUCAUAGAAUAUGUGUUGAUUGUAAAGAUUACCGUAAAAUAAUAAUAUAACGGAAGUUUAUGAAUUAAUCUUUAAUUGCAGAAGAGUUUAAUUAAACAUUCAAAUAAAACUAGGUACGCCUCGCUAAUUUUACUAACAAAAUUGUAUAUUUUCAACUCAAGGUCAUCCUUGUCAUUCUUUUUCAUGCUAACAUAACCUAGCUUUUUGUACUGUUAUAAGAAUCGGUAUUUUCAUUCUUUCGGUGACAAAACUAUAUUGUAAAAGCAUAAAAUGGGUGUAGUAUUAGUGUUUUUGUUUUAAAAGUAAUUUAAAAUGAAUUGCAACUAUAAUGUGCCAGUUAUUCCUCCAAAUCUACGAAGAGAAGAAACUAUCGUCCAGAUAGCAGAUACUUUAGAAUACUUAUCAAAUGUUACUAACGAUAUAUUUAACAGAAUUAACAAUAGGAUCGAAUCAAAUACAAGAAAACUUGCUUCUAUUCAAGAAAGAGUUAACAUUGCAGAUUCAAAAGUUGAAAAAUUAGCUGGUGAGAAAAAGGCAAUUCAAAUAUUUUCAAGUUCCAAAUAUCCUGCUGCUAACUUGAAUCAAAAAUAUAUUUCAAUUUUUGGUAAGGAUGACAAAAUACAGCCAAAACACACAAAAUUUAAGUACAAAGAAACGGUCAACACCAAAGAAGAACCUUCUGACCGCCUAGAAUACUAUCAUGUCAAAUCAAAGAAUACUCCUGCAGAUUAUGAAACUAAAGGACUAGGAAAGAUUCCAGAAGACAUUGAAUUUUUUACUGAUUUGCUACUGUACAACACAGGAAAGAAUUUAUACCAAGACUAUAUUACAUUAGAUCCUCUUGAAAACUCUGAAAUUCCAAAACAAAACAACCAGUCAUAUAAAUCAAACAUUGAAGAUGCUCCGGUGUCAAUUACAGACCAAACAACUCUCAGAAGUUCAGAUGAAGAUUCUUAUUUCUAUUCGCCAGAUUUAGGAGAAGUGCCUUCUUUAGAAGUACCCCUAGAUUUGCCAGAUUUACCAGGAAUUGCAGAUGACUUAAGAUAUGAAGCAGCUGAAGAAUCCUUUGGUAUUGCACCUUCAAUUUUAACACCAAGUGAUCUAAAACGUUUACCUGAUACUAAUAUAACACAUAUUGAUAAUUUUGAAAACCAUACAAUUGACAAAACUAAUUCUGAUCUGUCUGAAGUUGAUACAAUUCAGGAUAAACCUCUACCUGAAAUUAAAAAAGAAGUAAAGCCACAACCACAAGUGGAUGUGUUUAAUAAAGUUGUGGACCCUCCACAGCAAAAUAUAGAUAUCAAUAUUAAAUCUGAAGUUGAUAAUAACGUGCCUGAAAAGACUGAAACUCCUGAAACGAAUAUUUCCACAAACAAAAAACAGGAUAUCGAAGUAGCAAAGAGCAAAAUGAAAUUAGAUUUACCAAUUUCAAAUGAUAAUGCUCAUGCUACUUUAAUGGAAGCUAUUCGAAAAACAGGAGGAAUCCAGAAUGCUAAACUACGACCCAUAUCUCCUAAAACCUCUGACGUUUCAAAAACUGGCGGUGAUCUUAUGGCAGAUUUACACGCAAAAUUGUCCCUUAGAAGAAAGGGAAUAUCUGGGGCGAAAAGUGCCGAAAAUGCUCCUAUCGAUGCCACCUCUACAUUAGCUAGGAUGGCUGAACUGAUUCCCCCUCCGGCACUAGUCAGUAGCAGCGGAGGAGAAACGGAUGAUACUGACGACGAUGACUGGGACGAUUGAUAACGAUUAUUCCGUUUGCGUAUAUAAGUUUACAUUAUAAACAUAUUAUUUUUUUGAAAAAAUAUAGAAUUAUUAAUCA
This is a messenger RNA of Agrilus planipennis (emerald ash borer), 2012 nucleotides long. RefSeq names its product WASH complex subunit 1 (gene wash). Gene Ontology annotation, molecular function: gamma-tubulin binding; alpha-tubulin binding; actin binding. Gene Ontology annotation, biological process: Arp2/3 complex-mediated actin nucleation; exocytosis; endocytic recycling. The transcript is spliced from 3 exons. The coding region runs from base 506 to 1933 and encodes 475 amino acids. Gene Ontology annotation, cellular component: recycling endosome; WASH complex; early endosome. The record is from RefSeq and is a predicted model, not a curated record. NCBI's taxonomy places the organism in Eukaryota, Metazoa, Arthropoda, Insecta, Coleoptera, Buprestidae.